This is a messenger RNA of Lindgomyces ingoldianus, 318 nucleotides long. RefSeq lists its product as uncharacterized. Lineage: Eukaryota; Fungi; Ascomycota; Dothideomycetes; Pleosporales; Lindgomycetaceae. The record is from RefSeq and is a predicted model, not a curated record. The annotation marks the transcript as partial. The transcript is spliced from 2 exons.
CCAGCCCCAAAUGAAACAGAAACUAAGGCACGAUUCGAUAAGUUUGUUGACGCUUUUAUCUACCAGAAGACUAUCGCCGCGGCGUUUGGAUCUAUUGAUAAGAAUUACAUCAACCACAAUCCGACGGCGAAAAAAGGGUUCGAUUCCGCGUGGAAUAUUUUGAGUCCGAUUUGGGCGAGUCAAAAUGUCACACCGCUGCGGACAUUGUUCAAGGGAAAUCAAGGGUGGUUGAAUUACGGAUCUUGGGAGGCUGUGGAUCGUUAUGGGAUAAUGGGUGUAUUGUGGAACAUGUACGCUGACAAAGUUCUUGCAGUUUGA